Amphimedon queenslandica is the source of this 1406-nucleotide messenger RNA. RefSeq names its product chitinase-like protein PB1E7.04c. The transcript is spliced from 5 exons. Lineage: Eukaryota; Metazoa; Porifera; Demospongiae; Haplosclerida; Niphatidae. Bases 114 to 1364 code for a protein of 416 amino acids. The record is from RefSeq and is a predicted model, not a curated record.
GGAACUUCCUCGAUCCUUUUAUAUGAGUAGAAACUUGAGUGUGUAGCUGUGGUAAGCAUACAAGGCGAGGACCAAGGGCUUUUAGUCUUGACUGUACUUAACAAUCGUUCCCUAUGAUGGCUCUAAUAAAGAUGGCUUUGCCCCUUCUACUGUUUGUAGUUCAACUGAGCCAUACAAUUAUUCAAUAUGAGAAGGCAUUGGCAGGUACUGAAGUCAUAUUAUACGAAUCAUGCUCAGACUGGUUAUUUACUAAUGACACUGUUAGUGAUAUACUAGCCACCAGUAUAAAUGGUGUAAUUAUCAAAUAUGAUGAUGAAUUGCAUAUUAGUAGCAUUAAUGGAUAUCAUGAAGGAUUCUACAAAUGCAGCAGUGAUCAUUCUGUAGUAGUGAACUUGACUGUUUAUGCUGUACCACAAUUUCAAAGUUUUGGUACACAUGUAGUGUCAGAUGGACAGUCAACAGUUCUUAAUAUAUCACUGGAUUAUGUUAAUGGAGGGGCAAGAGGAGCUAAACAAAACAUAUACGCUGUAAUUUUGAAAAAAGCUGGUGCAGGCAGUUCAUUACUAUACUGCUACACUGAUGGUCGCGGUUGUAGUACUAAAGAACCAUUCAUACAAAACUACACUCCAACAGAUACUCCUAGUAAUUUUACUGCAUCAGUAAGAACUAGUAAUGUAAAUAUAUCUGACAAUGGAACAUACGAGGUUGUAGUCGAACUGAAGAACAUAAAAAAUGAUCAUUCUGUUGCAACAUCUAAAAGCACAUUCAAUUUAUUAGUGACAGCUACACCAUCGAUUAUAACCACUAGCUCAAUUGUUUCAGAGACCAGUGUCAUCAUGACUUCUAUACUCUCCUCGACUAUAACGACAACAGAGACUUCCCCAAUCCCUUCAUCAUCAACCACUCUCUGGACAACAACUCAGACUCUAUCAGUUUCAUCACAGUCAGAAACAGAAACUUCAACUACAUCUCCCUCCAAUACUACUACUAAUACUCCAUCAACUCCAUCAUCACCAUCUGAUUAUGCAUCAAACAUCCUUGACGAAAAGUCCAUAAUUAUGAUCGUAGUAUUAAUGAUGAUACUAAUUGUAAUUGCUAUUGGGGUCAUCUUGUCACUCUGUCUUGUACAAAGGAGGAGAAAAGCAUCGCAUUACUCAAAGAAUGUCAUUAAAAUGUUCAACCCGACUUCUCAGAGCAGAAGUGAAGAUGUUGAGAGACCGAGCAGAGAGAGAGACGACAAGAGAAGUUAUUGCUCAGAAGCUGGAGAGUCGGCGACGAGUCUCAGUCCGAACUUUCUCUACGACACAAUACCGGCUUUUGUUUUAACUUUGGGUCCUGGGAACUCAAAAAUAGCUCGAGUAUAAAUUAUUGUAUAUUAUAUAUAAGACUUCAAUCCUCAAUCUCCA